AUGGCUGCUGGCGGCCGCGAGAAACAGAUCAUGUGCGAGCCGAUGUGGGGCACAUGGUCCAUGUCACGCUUCGUUCGUGCCAUGUCGAGUUUAAGUUCGCAAUACAUGUUGUCGACUGUGCACGUAUCGACGCUACUACCGCAACUAUGUGCGCCUCCACGAUCGGAGCCCAGCAAUGCGUCAUCAAAGCCACGCUCUGCUUUGACUAUGCUGAUCAAAUUGCCAUGUCUGCACACGUCAGGCGUCACGGCCAAUGCACCGUCCUUCGGCUCUGAUGCAGAUGCUCUUGCAGGCGCUAGUAGACACUUUUUCGAGCAUAUAUGUGAGACAGAAGUCCGCAGUUGGUCAUAG
Molecule: messenger RNA, 351 nt
Organism: Malassezia globosa CBS 7966
Lineage: Eukaryota; Fungi; Basidiomycota; Malasseziomycetes; Malasseziales; Malasseziaceae
Exons: 2
Coding region: 1-351 (116 amino acids)
Source: RefSeq, a predicted model, not a curated record